Messenger RNA from Hymenoscyphus albidus, 2727 nucleotides. Lineage: Eukaryota; Fungi; Ascomycota; Leotiomycetes; Helotiales; Helotiaceae. The record is from the annotation of a GenBank genome assembly.
AUGGCCCAUUAUGGUGGAAGCGGUGUUCCUGAGUGGAAUCCUAAUAUGAGUCAUGAGCAUCAACACACACCUCGAGACUUAACUCACAAAGGAUCUUCGAGAUCUGCUAUCAGCGAUAUGUCAGGAAGCCCCGAAUUCAACAGCAACUAUUCGUUCGUGUCAGCGAUGAGCAACAUGUCCAGCAGUGAAGAGCCACCUCCACCGUUUAGUCCACUCUCCUCAAAAACAGCAAACAACAUCAGUCAUGACCACCUAUCUAACAUCGAGGGAUCUGGCGUACAAAAGACAGCAAGCACAUCCACUUUAAAUAAGAUAUCGGCCUCAUUACCAAACACUCUACGAUCAGGAUCGAUUCCGUCCUCGAUAGAAUUUCCGUCGACCCCUUCUAGGCGAGGUUUUGGAGCCACGACAUCAUAUACAGCGUAUUCUCCUGAGCGCGCAAGGAGGCCUUCGCUUCCAAGCAAAAAUCUAUCGCGAAAGCAUUCAAGAAAGAACUCGUCAAUUUCUUCUGGGAGGGGAAGUUCCAUACCCGAAAAUGAGGAGAUUAAUAUGGGCCUGUUAAACAACGCGAUGCCACUGUCAUUUAAUAACCCAGUCUACUCAGAUUUACCCGAGGAAGACGAAGUCAAUGAUGGUGGAGUAACUAUUGAUAUUUCUUCGUUUACUGGCCCUAUGGGCAUGAUGCCCAAGAGUGAAGCCGAAUGGGAGGAAAUGCAUCAAAAAGAAAGAGGGGGUCAAUUGACUGGAGGCCUAGGUGCUGGAUUCACACCUGAUGCAACGCUUACUGGUACCCAAAUUUUGGGAAACGGAUCCAAAUCAAUGCCAACGACCCCGAUAGUGCGCAAGUUUUCAUUAUCAGGUCCCAUUACGAGAGCAGCCACAGUUCGAAGACUAGCUCAAUCGGAGGCAAACAAGAGUGGGAAAAUCAUCGAAGUAAUCGCAGAGGAGGUCCACGAUGAUGACGAACCGAGGGUUGAUAUGGAUCUGAGUAUGAUGGAAGGUAUGGGGGAAUCUACGCGUAGUACUACGUUCGUAUCAUUCAAAAAUUCGAGAACAAUGCCCUUGAAGCCGGAAAUAUACUAUCCUCAACCUAACUGGAAGCCAUUAUCCAUGCGUUGGCCAUUCCUUACCGCUCUUAUCGUCGUAUCUGUAUUAUUAGCGGUGGUCCAGGAGGUCUUGUAUCGAAAAUCCGCAAAGGAACCGCUUUUCUCGUUUGUUGACGCAAGUCACCUGGCGAAUUGGGACUAUUUUACAUUCAAAUACAUGCCAACUAUUGUCGCUGUCACGUUUGGGAUCUUGUGGCAGUUUACAGACUUUGAAGUUAAACGAUUGGAGCCGUUUUAUCAGUUAUCUACGGAAGGUGGAGCGUUAGCUGCUGAGUCCCUGAAUGUUGACUAUAUCACCUUUUUCGAUUUCUUUCGACCACUCAAGGCAUUGAGAUUGAGACAUCAUGCCGUUGCUACUUCCUCGUUGGCUACUCUCCUGGCCGUCUCCUUGGUCCCUACAAUCCAGUCUGCAUCUAUUACAAUUCAGCCCGCACGGCAGAUUCGACAUGCAAAACCUGAUAUUAUGAAGACUAUACAACUCGACCCUGUCUGGUCACGACUAUUGACCGCGCAGCUUUUGAUUGUAGCCGCCAUCGGAUGUGUGCUCUUUUUCCAACUCGAGAAACGACGAUCGGGACUUGUGGCAGAUGUGAAAGGUAUUGCUGGCAUCGCAGCCAUGGCAAACAAAAGUCAUAUUCUAAUGGAUUUCAAAGACAUGGAUACGGCGACGCCAGAAGAGAUUCACAACAAGUUGAAGAAACAUCGCUACACCCUUCGAAAUUCAUCUCUCGCGCCAGACCAGGACAAUCUACUCAGCAAAGAAGAGCAAGACAAAUACGACCAAAAGAAGAUUGACCCAAAUCCCCAGCCUUUCAUGCUCCGACUGGCAGCUGGUAUCCCAUUCAUCAUCUCCAUGCUAGUCCUAAUGAUUAUAAUCCCCGUCUUCCUCUUCCAAGACAAAGCCAACCGCGUUCUCGAAAACGCCCCCUGGCUUCUCACCGUCUACGCAGUCGCCGUCAAGCUCGCAUGGGGCACCCUCGAAACGGACGUCCGCAUGAUCGAGCCCUUCUACAUCCUCUCCAAGCGGCACGCCUCGCCCAAGGUCCUCACGCUGGACUACACCGGCAUGGCAUUCGGAUACAUGCCCAUCCGCGCCUUCCUCAACGGGCACUUCACCGUCUUCUUCGUCGGUCUGGGGUCCGUCCUCGCCGAGAUCCUCACCGUCCUCGCAUCCUCAUUCGGCAACGUCAACGGAACCUCCUUCAUAGCCGGCAAAAAAUCCCAAUUCAAAAGCGGCGAAGAAACCCUCCUCUCCUUCUGGGUCUCCUUCGCCCUCGCGCUCUUCAUCCUCACCUUCCUCAUCGGCGUCGCCAUCGUCGUCUACAUGCGUCGUCGCCACCCGUUCCUCCCGCGCCAGCCGUCGUCCAUCUCCAGCGUCCUCGCAUUCAUCCAUCAAAGCCGCAUGCUGUACGACUUCGUCGACACGGAGAAGAUGAAUAACGAUGAGAUGGUGCGGCGACUCGCGGGGAUCGGGAAGACGUAUGGGCUGGGUUGGUUUGCGGGCCGGGAUGGGAAUAUGCAUUGUGGGGUUGAUCAGGAGGAGUUGGCGAGUGAUUAUAUUCAUGGGAAGGAUGGGAAGCAGACUAAUCAGCCUUGGAAUAGUAAUUGGCAGGAUUAUUGA